CAGCCGGAGCGAGCGGAGCGGCAGCUGACGCAUCGCUGAGCCGCGGGAGCCUGAAGCCUUCGACGGGUCCUCCCAUGGAGAGCACGGAGCCCUCCUGACGGCCUCCUCCCGGCGGCGGUCGCGUGUCGGUGACCGACAUGGACGCGAGUGACAAGGACGUGAAGCUUUCAGCCGAAGUGGAGCCAUUCAUCCCUCAGAAGACCAGCCCGGAAGGACCCGCAGUCAGCAUGAGUCUCCCUGGAGACGGGGCAGGGGGAGGGGCAGCGGGGGUGGAGACCACGCCCAUCCCCAGCUACCUCAUCACCUGCUACCCGUUCGUCCAGGAGAACCAACCCAACAGACAACACCCCCUGUACAGCGGAGGCGAGCUGCGCUGGCAGCAGCCCCCCCCCGGCCCCAGGGGGUCUUACCUGGCCUACCCCAUCCUGUCCCCCCCCCAGCCUCCCGUCUCCAGUGACUACACGUACUACCAGAUCCUGCCUGCCGCGUGCCCCCCGGUGAUGGGCUUCUACCAGCCCUUCCCCGGCCCGUACGCAGGGCCAGUGGUCAGCCCCAUCUCCCCCGAUGUGAGCGAGAGGCCGGUGGGGCCGGCUUAUGGGCCGGCCGGUCCGAGGGGGAGGGGCAGGGGCAGGGGCGUGGUGCGACCCAGUGUUCCCCCAAAGCAGCAGUUGGGCGUGUGCCAGCCUCCCAGAGGCCGCCGGCCCCCAACCAGGACGGCCGCGGUGCAGAAGGAGGUGUGCACGCUGGGGCCUGAUGGGCGCACCAAGGUGGUCAUGCUGGUGGACGCAGCGCAGCAGACUGACUUCCCAGGUGAGGCGUCGGGGCGAAGCGGUGCCGAGCAGGCCGGCCCCCUGCUGUGGAAGAACAAGCCCAAGAAACGCCGGGCCUCCCAUCCGGCCGAGAGCCCCAGCGAGGCGGACGUGGACAGCGACAGCGGCUACUGCAGCCCCAAACACAACCAGGCGGCCGGGGCGGCGCCGAGGCCCGCGGACAGCACCGCACAGGGAGUCGAGGCUGCUGUCAUGACAGCAGGUACCUGGGUCCAUGUCGCCUCUCAGGCGACCCCCAGGUCCUGGGGGGACCGGACCGGCCCGUUCCACAGAGCGGACCAGAGGAGGAAUCCUGAACAGAGGAACUUCUUACAGGAGUUCCACGGUGUCUUUCCGGGCCGCGUGGCGUCCGGCCCGUCAGACUCGAGGCUGCAGCCAGCGGCGCUCGGCGGUAACGGGGUCUCCCCAGAGCCCCUGUACUUUGAGGAUGAAGAUGAAUUCCCAGAUCUGGCGAGAGGGGGGGGGGGCGCCCCCCGCACCGCCAAACCAGAACCCACUUCAGCCCAGACGCACACGCAACAUAAACUACACAAACACCUGAUGGAUAACCUGCCGGAGAACUCCCCCAUCAACAUCGUGCAGACGCCCAUCCCCAUCACCACCUCGGUCCCCAAGAGGGCCAAGAGCCAGAGGAAGAAGGCUCUGGCUGCGGCUCUGGCCACCGCUCAGGAGUACUCUGAGAUCAGCAUGGAGCAGAAGAAGUUACAGGAAGCGUUCACCAAAGCAGCCGGAAAGAAGAGCAAGACCUCCGUGGAGCUGGACCUGGGAGACAUGCUGGCAGCGCUGGAGAAGCACCAGCAGGCGAUGAAGGCCCGGCAGCUCAACAACACCAAGCCGCUGUCCUUCACAGUGGGAACGACCACGCCGUUCCACGCCUCCGGCCUGGUCGGCCUGCCCUCCGUGUUGAAGGGCCACCAGACGUACUCGGCCCCUCACAACGCUCUGGACUCCACGGCCCCCCGUGUGAAGAGGGGCAAGGAGAGGGAGAUCCCCAAAGUGAAGCGGCCCACCGCCCUGAAGAAGAUCAUCCUGAAGGAGCGUGAAGGGAAGAAAGGGAAGACGAGCGUGGAGCAGGAGUCCUCGGGCCAGGAGGAGCACGGGGAGGAGAGCCUGCACUUCACUGAGGAGCCCGCCUCCCAAGAAGACAACGGUCUGAGCAUGCCCAGCGACGCCUCGCUGUCCCCGGCCAGUCAGAACUCUCCCUACAGCAUCACGCCCGUGUCCCAGGGCUCUCCGGCCAGCUCCGGCAUCGGCAGCCCCAUGGCCUCCAACGCCAUCACCAAGAUCCACAGCCGGCGCUUCAGAGAGUACUGUAACCAGGUGCUGAGUAAGGAGAUCGACGAGGGCGUGACCAUGCUGCUGCAGGAGCUGGUCCGCUUCCAGGAGCGCGUCUACCAGAAGGACCCCAGCAAGGCGAAGGCCAAGCGGCGCCUGGUCAUGGGCCUCCGAGAGGUCACCAAGCACAUGAAGCUCAGCAGGAUCAGCUGCGUCAUCAUCUCCCCCAACUGUGAGAAGAUCCAGGCCAAGGGAGGUCUGGAUGAGGCGCUCUACAACGUGAUCUCCAUGGCGAGGGACCAGGAGAUCCCCUUCGUGUUCGCUCUGGGGAGGAAAGCUCUCGGCCGCUGCGUCAACAAGCUGGUGCCGGUCAGCGUGGUCGGCAUCUUCAACUACUCUGGAGCGGAGGCUCUCUUCGACCGCCUGGUCUCCCUGACCGAGGAGGCCCGGCGGGCCUACAAGGCCAUGGUGUCGGCCCUGGAGCAGGAGCAGGCCGAGGAGAACCAGCAGAACAAGAAGGCCCCGCACCACAUGGGCCACUCCCGGAACCACUCGGCCGCCUCCGCCAUCUCCUUCUGCUCCAUCUUCUCCGAGCCCAUCUCAGAGGUCAACGAGAAGGAGUACGAGACCAACUGGAGGAGCAUGGUGGAGACGUGUGACGCUCUGGAGCCGGUGGAGGCGGAGCCUAGUCGCCCCCCCGCCGCCGCCCAGAGGGACGGAGGCGCCGCCCCGCCGCUCCGGGCCCCGCCCACACAGGGGGGGGGGGACGAGGUCCGGGUGGACGACGGGCUGGAGCUGGCCUCCCAGCAGAGCACCGAGACCGGCUCUCUGGACGGGAGCUGCAGGGGGCCCCUCAACUCCUCCAUCACCUCCACCACCUCCACCCUGGUGCCCGGGAUGCUGGAGGAGGAAGAGGAGGAGGAGGAGGAGGAGGAGGACUACACGCCGGAGCCCAUCGCCGUGGAGGUGCCCACCCUCAGCAGCCGCAUCGAGUCCUGGGUCUCAAAGACCCUGGAAAACCUGCAGCUGGGGAAGAGCCAGGAGAGUACGGAGGAAGAGGAGGAGGAGGAAGAGGAAGAAGAAGAGGAGGAGGAGGAGAAGAGGGAGGAGGAGGAGGACCUUGAUUCAGCCGAUGUCCCAGAGCCGGGGACCGAGAGCAGAGAGCAAGUGGAGAAGGUCUCAGGCUGAUGUCUCCUCGUCUUCAUCACCAGAUCUCAGGACCCUACAGACUACCACAGACCACUACAGACCACCAUAGACCACUACAGACCACCACAGACCACUACAGACCACCUUAGACCACUACAGACCACUACAGACCACCACAGACCACCACAGACCACUACAGACGACCACAGACCACUACAGACCACCAUAGACCACCAUAGACCACUACAGACCACCAUAGACCACUACAGACCACCACAGACCACCAUAGACCACUACAGACCACCACACACACUACAGACUACCACAGACCACUACAGACCACCACACACACUACAGACCACCACACACACUACAGACCACUACAGACCACCACACACACUACAGACCACCACACACACUACAGACCACUACAGACCACCACACACACUACAGACCACUACAGACCACCACACACACUACAGACUACCACAGACCACUACAGACCACCACACACACUACAGACUACCACAGACCACUACAGACCACCACACACACUACAGACCACUACACACACUACAGACCACCACACACACUACAGACUACCACAGACCACCACACACACUACAGACUACCACACAGACCACUACAGACCACACCACAGACCACUACAGACCACCACACACACUACAGACCACCACACACACUACAGACCACUACAGACCACCACACACACUACAGACUACCACACACACCACAGACCACCAACAGUUGGAGGACGCCUCACUCAUGACCUGCUACACUUGAAUCCAGAGUGAGACUCUGGUGUGUGUGUGUGUGUCUCAUGUGUUCUUUACCUUUGUAAAUAAUGAGCGAGUGAGAUGUUUCCUUCCUGUAGCUCCUCCUCCUCCACAGAGCGUCUUCUACCGCUCCGUCUUCUACCGCUCCGUCUUCUACCGCUCCGUCUUCAGGUGUUUCUCGUGUCCCAGAUUCAGAUGACUUUAACUUCUAAGAAGCCAAACCAGCGUUGUGUAUAUAACCGUGUGUGUGAUCCCUCUGAUGGAGGUCCGUCUCCAUGGUAACAACAACAUCUUCAGCCCAACAUGGAGAACUGAGACUCAAGUCACCCCUAACCCUCAUCCAGUCCCAGGAAGUAGUCAGACCCCUAACCCUUAUCCAGUCCCAGGAAGUAGUCACACCCCUAACCCUCAUCCAGUCCCAGGAAGUAGUCACACCCCUAACCCUUAUCCAGUCCCAGGAAGUAGUCACACCUCUAACCCUCAUCCAGUCCCAGGAAGUAGUCACACCCCUAACCCUUAUCCAGUCCCAGGAAGUAGUCACACCCCUAACCCUCAUCCAGUCCCAGGAAGUAGUCACACCCCUAACCCUCAUCCAGUCCCCUGAAGUAGUCACACCCUUUUGUAAAUACAUGUGUACAAAAAAGAUUUUGAUUUCCAUUGUAUUAAAACAAUCGUCGUGUUCUUAAAGCCA
Molecule: messenger RNA, 4742 nt
Organism: Pseudoliparis swirei
Lineage: Eukaryota; Metazoa; Chordata; Actinopteri; Perciformes; Liparidae
Gene: secisbp2l
Product: SECIS binding protein 2-like
Exons: 18
Coding region: 138-3293 (1051 amino acids)
Biological process (GO): selenocysteine incorporation
Cellular component (GO): ribonucleoprotein complex
Molecular function (GO): ribonucleoprotein complex binding; selenocysteine insertion sequence binding; mRNA 3'-UTR binding
Source: RefSeq, a predicted model, not a curated record